This is a messenger RNA of Rosa chinensis, 2295 nucleotides long. RefSeq lists its product as uncharacterized. The record is from RefSeq and is a predicted model, not a curated record. The transcript has 14 exons. Lineage: Eukaryota; Viridiplantae; Streptophyta; Magnoliopsida; Rosales; Rosaceae. The coding region runs from base 156 to 1415 and encodes 419 amino acids.
GGUUGUGAAAAAAAAUAUAUAUUAAAAAAGAAAAGAAAAUGCAAACCGCCAUAGCAAAUUUCAGAGGCGGGAAUCCAAUGAAAAGUUGAUUUUGAACAAAGGCAGAGUCCCAAAAUUAGAUUCAGAUUAUCUCAUACACUCAGAAUCACAGAGGCAUGGACCAUUUCGGAGAGAGAAUGGGGUUGCUGAAACUCUCCAAGUUCAAGCUCCAGCUCCGAUCUCUCAUCACCGAAGUCCGAGAACUCCGAGAAAGGGAACGCUCCGCCACCGAACAACUUCAUCUUCUUGUUCAGAAACAGAAGCAAACCGAUGAAGAUUACUGCCGGAAGUUGCAGGAAUUUCAAGCCGAAUUUGCUUCCUCCAAUGAGCUCCGGCAAAAACUCCAAAGGGAGGUUAGUUACCUUCAGGAUGACAAUUCCUUGCUGGAGAACAAGCAAAAAGAGCUGAAGGCGACGAUUCAUAGCCUACUUCAGUCUAAGGAAACUUUCGUCAAUGCUUAUGAGGAAUCCACCUGUGAGAUGAAACGUGCAAUUCAAUGCAGAGACAGAAAAAUUGCUGUCCUAUCAGAGAAGAUAAGUUCGCAUCUAUUGUUGUUUGAUUCGAUAGAAAAGGAGGCAAUUUCUGUAAAGAAAGUUGUGGAUCAUGUGCAACACCUUGUGAGUGAGAAAGAGGAAGUAGUGGCUGGAUUACAGAGCAAAAUGGAUACUGUUUCCACAUUUGAGAAAGUAUUUAUUGAGAAGAUCUGUGACCAGGAAAAAGAACUGAGAAGGUAUAGAGAUGAGACUCGGAGAAAGGAUAAAGUCAUUUCGGAACUAGACUCGCAGCUUGAGGCAGCAAAAAUUAAUAAUAGCAACAAGACUCAAAUGGAAGAGCUUCAGAAAAUUAUAUCAGCAAAGGAUGUGGUCAUACAGAACUUGAUUUCAGAAAAACAGGGAUUGCAUUUUGAAGUUGGUAGUUUGGGCACAAUAUUAAGGAAGAUUCAAGACACUAUUAGAAGUAUGAAUCAAGAGGACAAACGGCUAUUCUCCUCAAUAUUGGAACACCAACAAGGAUGCAAUAUGAUUUUGGUGAAGGAAGAUAAUAGGAUUGAAGAUGCAAUCCAGAAAAAUAUAGACAAAGCUCAUGAAAAGGAUUACAAGGCAGCCGCAGGAGGAAACACAGCUUCACCUCUAUCUCAAAAGGGCAAGUCAGUUAGCAACAACUUAGAAGAGAACAAUAACUUGAACUCCUGCGUGUCAGAGUUUCACUGUUCUUCUCCACAGACAGCUUCGUCAAACCCUCAAUUGCGAGCUACUGUCCUAAGUGUUCUAUCAAAUGAUAUAAAGGGUAACUGCAUAGUAUCAACGCAUAUAGAAUCAGAAUGCUCAUCUACUCAAGCUGAAAUCUCACACAAUCGAAAUGAGGUUCAUGUAUAGCUUCAUCCUAUCAUUUUAAUUAUUGAGUAAUCUUAAUUAUAGAAGCAUAAUAGGAGGAUGCAGAACACUCAAAGUCGGCGCCAGAAAAUCAGGAGCUAAUUGGAGCCUGCUGUAUAUUACUGUUGUGCUGAGUAAAUAGGUAACUCUUUUUCACUGCCUCAAAAGUUGAUGCCAAGUCCAUAUUGGGCUAUGUUUGACUUCAGCCCUCCUUAUUUGAAAUUUGGGCCGACUUAGUAGUGUUCAGUCUAUUUUGAAUCCCUCCAGGUUUCCUUGAACGCAUUGAUGCCUUGGUUUGAAUUUAGAGAGCAUUGCUGCAAAAAGUUGACCACUUGAGAACAAACUUCAUUUAGGUGAACUGAACUUUGUCAAUGUUUUAUAGAUUUAUGGCGUCCAUAUUCUAUCAGAAACGUUCUUUAAUCAAAAGUAUCUCUACCUAAAUGUCAUAACAGAUCCAAUCAUUAACCUCAUGCUCCACAUGCGACCAUUUUGUUAUUACGAAAAUAGAAAAGAAAUCUAAUACUAAUAGGCGUCAAUCUUAAGGAUCAAUUAGAAACAUGUUUAGGGAGCAAAGCGUAUCAUUCUAUUUCUUAUUGUGGUAAAGAAAGUUAAACCCCUAGCCAGAUCCAUGAUAAGUUGGCGUGCAACUUUACCGGCACGGCACGUGAGUCAACUCAACUGCUUCCCAGAUGACAUUUAAUGGUGUCCCUUGCUCGAGAAAUGGCCAUGACAAGAAAUUGAUCAACUCUCAAUUAGUUAAUUUUGCCCAUACGAUGCCCCUUUGUGUUCUUUGAUCCAUGAAUUCUAUAUUGUUAUCUCUUUUGGGAUAGAAACCAAGACAACCUUAAGCAGAUGGAACCCAGCAGCGCCGAUUAGAUUACUA